Molecule: messenger RNA, 381 nt
Organism: Juglans microcarpa x Juglans regia
Lineage: Eukaryota; Viridiplantae; Streptophyta; Magnoliopsida; Fagales; Juglandaceae
Exons: 1
Coding region: 1-381 (126 amino acids)
Source: RefSeq, a predicted model, not a curated record
AUGGUUAGGACAGUGGAAGUACCCACUGUCGGGAUUGAAGUAAUGACAAUACAACCUGGGACACCAGACGAGGCAGCAAGCAUAGUUAGAUAUUUGGAAACUGGCAAAGUAUCUGAAGAUAGGCAAAAGGUAAGAAAAGUUAGGAAUAGAGCGGCGCGUUACACCAUGAUCGAGGGAGUCCUGUACCGGCAAGAUCACUCGGCUCCUCUUUUAAGAUGUAUCUCCCCAAAGGAGGCGCAGUACAUGUUAGCAGAAAUACAAGAGGGAAUUUGUGGGAACCAUUCAGAAGGACGAACACUAGUCGGGAAAAAAAUGAUGAGGGUGGAUUACUACUGGUUGCAAGCCCUGCGAGACGCCAAAAGCUACUCACGAAAGUGUUAA